Messenger RNA from Microthlaspi erraticum, 1071 nucleotides. The record is from the annotation of a GenBank genome assembly. Lineage: Eukaryota; Viridiplantae; Streptophyta; Magnoliopsida; Brassicales; Brassicaceae.
AUGGCUAAAGAUGAAGACUUCAAGCUCCUUAAGAUCCAGACGUAUACUCUUAGAGUCAACAUCCAUUGUGAAGGUUGUAACCAGAAAGUCAAGAAACUUCUUCAGAGGAUUGAAGGAGUUUUCCACGUGAAGAUAGAAGCAGAGCAUCAAAAGGUCACUGUUUCAGGAUCAGUUGACUCAACCAUACUCAUCAACAAGCUCGUUAAAGCCGGCAAACACGCCGAGCUCUGGUCUCCAAACGGACCAAACACAACCACCAACCACCAGUUUCAGAAACCCAAGACUAAUGAAGUCAUCAAGAACAACCAAAAGGGUCAGAAGCAAGGCUCAGGGAAAAAUGGUCUUGAAGCUUUCAAGCCCAAGAACAGCACUAAAGGCGCGGCCUUUGUCCCCGAGGAAGAUGAAGACGGCGGCGAGGAAGAAAACGGAGUUGUUCAGUUACCAAAACUGGCGAAUCAGCAGCAACAAACCACCGUCAACUCCAAGAAAACCGGUGGAGGAGUUCCGAUGAACAAUGGAAACAACGCUUCAAAGAAAGUCAACCCAAAACAGAGCAACCAAAACCAGAACAGUCAAGCGAUGGCUGCGGCGGCUAUGAGAAUGAGGAACGCCGGAAAACUGAGCUCCGGUGUUGAAAGCAACGAGAUUGGAGCUCUCAUGGAUCUCGCUGGUUUUAACGGGGCAACAAACGUCGUGAAUCCUUCACCUGGGAUUCAACAGCUUCAAGCUCCACCUUUAAACAGCGUCACUAAUCACAGCAUAAGCAAUGGUAACGGAGCAGGAGGAGGAAUGAUGAUGAACAUGAAUGGAUACAGCAAUCAUCAUGCAAUGAACAUGCAGAGCAGGCAAGUGAUGCAUCAUCAUCAACCUCAACAGAUGAUGUAUCAAAGACCAGCUUACGUUCCAGCAUCAAGCAAUGGGUAUUAUUACAACUAUACCCCGAAUCCUUACACUUAUUAUCCUUAUUACCCUUACCCCAAUGAGCAGCAUCAGCAGAGUACUCAUUCAUCUGCAACAAACAUGUCCGGUGAUGAAGACACUAGCAACAACAACAGCUGCAACAUCAUGUAG